AUGCAGGAAGAAGAAUUUUUCUGCCCUAGCUUUAGCAGCUAUUCCUCAAAUAGAGCGGCGGAGAUUGCCGCUAAAAUUUACGAUGAAAUUAAACGCGAUUCUAAGGUGGCGGAGCAGGCGGAGGUGGAAGCGAACGCUGGCGAGGAUGAUUUUGAAUUCUCUUUGGUAUGCGAAAAUCCAGAAGCUUCGGUUGGGGAAUUCUUCUACGACCGUCAAAUCCAGCAUGUUUUCCCCGUUUUCAAUCGCGAUCUGUUACUAAACGGCGUUUCUUAUGACGUAGAUCACAAAGGCGGCGUUAACGGCGAAACGUCGGAAAAUGCCAAUAGUUCAAUCCAGGUUUCGUUAAAGGAUUUGUUUUUAGAAGAUCGCGAACCGCCGUCGUCUUCGUCAUCGGAAGUCGAUGAGUUGGAAAGUGUACCUCCGGGAACCUACUGUGUAUGGAAGCCGAAGUUAAGCGAGCCUUCACCGAGCAGAUGUAAGAAGAGUAAUUCAACAGGAUCGGCGUUUAAGCGGUGGAGUAUUCGAGAUUUGAUGCGUCGGAGUAAUAGCGAUGGUAAGGAUAGUUUUGUAUUUUUAACGCAGGAAAAAGGAACGAAAAACGAAACUUCCAAAGCAAAGGACUCUGCUGAGGCAUCGAAAGUAGCCGGAAAAUUAAAAACAAAGGGAAGUAGUAACGUCGGAGAGAAGACAUCUUCGUCGGCGGCUGUUUAUUUACGGAACCAAGCGGCGGCAAAGGAAAUGGAUAAGAAUAAGAGGAAAUCAUACUUACCGUACCGGCAAGAUCUGGUAGGUAUUUUCGCAAAUGUUAACAGUUUAGGUAGAACUUUUCCACCUUUCUAG
This is a messenger RNA of Nicotiana tabacum (common tobacco), 840 nucleotides long. RefSeq lists its product as uncharacterized. The record is from RefSeq and is a predicted model, not a curated record. NCBI's taxonomy places the organism in Eukaryota, Viridiplantae, Streptophyta, Magnoliopsida, Solanales, Solanaceae.